AUGUUCACCACAAAUACCGUGCAAGGCGGCUCAGUGCCCACACUACAAUACCAGGAACAUCCACAGAAAUCACAAGGGAAAAACAUUGAAAAUGUUCAACAAAAAACACAACAGACUCAGCAAACCCAACAGGAGUUCCCAACAUUUUGUUAUACAACCAAUGUAAAUAUGAUAGGUAAAAUUGGUUCUGGAGCUACAGCUGGGACAGGGGGUGUAAAUAUUGCCCAACUCACUACCAGUGAUGAUAAAACAUGUUACAUAACCCAGCCUUUCUCAUAUAAUUAUGCUCUAGUAAAUCAAAUGCAAAUCGCACCAAACGGACUACAGAAUACAAUAUCAAAUAUAAGUUUCAAGUGCGACGUCUGCGGACUUAUGUUUGGUCAUCUCACUUUACUUACUACUCAUAAACGGAUGCAUACACAGGAUUCAGAUAGUAAUGUGGUUGUUGUAUCGACUGGUGUCAGUACAGCGAAUGAUGUCAGUAUGCCGCCCCACAUACAAAUACUAUCAACAGAUCCCAACGAAACUCAACAACAACAUCAUGUUCAAUUACAAGAUACUAAACCGGUAAUAAUAGAAAAAGUCCAGAAAUGUAUAACAUGUGGAGGUGCCAUAACAAAUAAUCCGAAAAGGAAAGGUCCGAAGCUAAUACGAUGUGAAAACUGUAUAGCACAAGAUUCGGUAGAACAAAGAAAUAAUCAAUUAAAUACUACUCAAAUAUUUGUAGCAGCUGAAAAUAAUGUUAAAUUUGAAGUGGGAGGUGCUAGUGGGGUCCAAGCUCCUGGAGAUCCAUUAUCAAAUGCAUCCAACAAUCAACAACAACAGAAACCAUUACCGGGUCAUCAUCCUGUUAAAAAAAGAAAUUUAGCUUCUGUUACGAAAUGUCAAAACUGCAACGGUUCUGGGAUAGUGUUUGUCGGAGGAAGAGAUAAAAGCAAAAACAAUCAAGCAAUAGCAGAUAAGCCAUUCCAUUGUAACAUCUGCGGUGGUUCAUUUUCAAGAUAUUCAUCAUUAUGGUCUCAUAAGAAGUUGCAUUCUGGCGAAAAGAACUUUAAAUGUGGGAUAUGUGGGAUUGCAUUUGCGAAAGCCGUUUACCUCAAGAAUCACUCGAGAAUACACACUGGUGAAAAGCCCUAUAGAUGUCAAACAUGUGGAAUGCAGUUCUCACAGUCACCACACUUGAAGAACCAUGAAAGAACACAUUCUGGAGAGAAACCUUAUGUCUGUGAAGUUUGUGACAAAGGAUUCGCCAGGCACGCGACUUUAUGGAAUCAUCGUCGUAUACAUACGGGAGAGAAACCAUACAAAUGCGAAACGUGUGGCUCGGCGUUCAGUCAAGCCGCGCAUCUUAAAAACCACGCCAAAGUGCAUUCCGGUGAGAAGCCAUUCAAAUGUGACAUUUGUACCGCUGCCUUCGCUGACCGCUUCGCUUUGAAACGACACAGAGGCAUACACGACAAAUAUGGUCAAACAGCUCCUCUUCCUUCAAGAAUACAACUCACCCAGCAAGAGCAAUCACAGCAACAGACAAACAACGAACAGCAAGCAACACCGACCGUGGAGGUUGAACAUCGUACAGAACAAACUCUAUGA
Danaus chrysippus (African queen) is the source of this 1593-nucleotide messenger RNA. Lineage: Eukaryota; Metazoa; Arthropoda; Insecta; Lepidoptera; Nymphalidae. The record is from the annotation of a GenBank genome assembly.